Molecule: messenger RNA, 3101 nt
Organism: Branchiostoma floridae (Florida lancelet)
Lineage: Eukaryota; Metazoa; Chordata; Leptocardii; Amphioxiformes; Branchiostomatidae
Exons: 14
Coding region: 240-2516 (758 amino acids)
Molecular function (GO): protein binding; calcium ion binding
Source: RefSeq, a predicted model, not a curated record
GGCUUCACUCAGUGGAAUGAAAAAUUAAAAGAAACUGAUGUUAGCGAAAGAAGUAACAAUUAUACCGUUAAACAAAACAACGGUAUGCUUUUAGUGUAGAGAAUACGUUUGUUGCCACUUUUUCCUAGCUGUUAUGUUGUGUGUGACUGUUAGUGUACCACCCCUGUUUUUACCAGUGGACGACUCUCUGAUCUAGGAGGACCCCAGAAGAGGAGACAAAAACCGCCAUUUCAAGAACGAUGACGUGCACCCCUGGUGUAUAUGGCAUGGCGUCUGGACGUCUGUGGUGGUUGCUAUGGUUACUGACGCUCCACGCAGCUUCCAGUCAACACGUGGGCGACAAGAUGAACCUCAAGUGUGACGUCAUAGAGUCAGGAACGGACUGCUACAAAGUGUCCACUGGUGGUCGGGACUACCGUGGGCAGGUGCGGGUGACUGACAGUGGACUAGACUGUCAGAGGUGGAGCACACAAGAGCCACACGGACACGAAAACACCCCUCAAAUGUUCCCCAGGAAAGGAUUGGACAGUAACUUCUGUCGGAAUCCCUCCCCUAGCGAGUUGGAUCAGUACAACAGGCCAUGGUGUUACACUACAGACCCUGGCAAACGGUGGGAGUUUUGUCCCGUCAACCCCUGCAAUGAACUCCUGAAGCAGCAGGGCGUCUCCGCCUCAGGCCGGCUGGAGUCCCAGCUGGAGCGGCAGAACGCCACCAUACAGGAGCAGCGGAGGAACCUGGAGGCACAGUGGAGGACUAUCAGAGAGUUGCUGCAGGGCCGUGACAGCGGCCCAGUAGACCUGACCAUAGAGGAGUGUCAGCUGUGUACCCAGGGGGAGUGGUGUGACGUCAGCACGGCCCCGCCCACAUGUAUCCCCUGUUCUUCCUGUCCGAGCGGGUACAAGAGCCAGGACCAGUGCUCCGGGGCCACGGACACGGUUUGUGUGGAUAUAGACGAGUGUGUCGCCAACAGGAUGAACAACUGUGAGAAGGACCAGACCUGUGUGAACGUACCGGGGAGCUUCUAUUGCAUGGGGAAGUUCAUUCUGUGUGGGCCCAACCAGUUCUAUAAUACGAACACGAAGAGUUGUCAGAAGUGCCGGCGGUGCAUGGGGGAUGGCAGCCGCACCAUCGUGCCGUGUCACCUGGUCAGCGACACCCUAUGCUCUCCGCCUGUUCCCAACCUCUUCUCGGCGCUGUACCUGUCGGAGAUCAGGAACAACUCCUACACCAACAUCCCCGGCGGGGACAAGUUGAAACUGCGGCCCAUCAGGUCAUCCAACGACUCGUACUUCAGCCGCGACCCUUCUUAUCAGAACAUCAUCCUGGAAAAGGCGGGGUUCGCUGUGGUGGACAUCAACUACGCCUUGAGGCACACAUGUGCCAACUACAUGCAGCUGAGUGUAGACUGGGACGGCGUGGCCGAGGCCGGCACCCGGCUGAAGCAGACGGUGGGCCGGUACUACCAGAGCUCUACUGUCAGCACGGCCAUGGCGGUCACUCCGGGGGAGACUCUCGGUGUGGAGAUCCGCAGCAACAACCGAGAAUGUUUCCCGCCGGGUGACAGGGCGCCCACACAGCUGAAGGAGGUUGCGGACGUGGAGAGGUCCGGCCCUUUCAGCAUUCUCUGGCUCUCCCACAAGACUGGUGCCGCACUGCUGAAGGCCUCCAUGCAACAGGCAACCUACGAGGGCUCCUGGCGGGUAGACUUUGAACUGCAGUCAAUAUCAGAUCCAUACAUGUUGCAACUGAAAUCUUCAAAUUUCAUCAGUUUUCGCCGGGAAGGAAACGUGCGGUUUUCCUUCCAUCAGGCUAUGUACCUGCAAGGCUUAGCGUGCUCCGGGCCGGAGGGUGUGGUCAUGGUGCCCAAACUACUGCGCAGGGGCGGCGGAACAGUCAAGCUGUUGCAGCACAUGAACGUCGGAGUCAACAUGCAGUACAUGACGCUGGUGACAGGGGCCGCUGUUCCCGUCCAGGCUGGUGACCGACUGUUUAUGGAAAUCGAGAGCGCACGUGACUGCACCAUGUACUUCCUCGGGUCGGAUUUAGGAAUCGGCGGGUUGAACGUGCUUUGGCUGCCCCACCAGAAGUCUGCUGUCCUGAUGGGCGAGCUGUACAACAACGGACAGCUGGAGGGGGUGGCUCAGAGACAGGUGCUGCGCUUCACCGAGAAGAACAACACCGACCCCACCGUGCUCAAACUCAACAAGAACGGCAGAGUCACGUUUUUGAAGCCAGGACGAGUGAACGUGAACUACCAUCAGAACAUCAUCCACUCGUGUGACUACGCCAGCAUCACAGCGUACUAUCACGGCCUGGCUAUAUCGGACCCCGUCCCCUUCAUGCAGCAGGUCCUUGGUAACACUAACGCGAAAGCGGAAGGCAUCUACCUUAGCGGGUCGUACGACGUGGAGGAAGGUUCCCAGAUCUACCUACAGAUGACCUGCAAACGGGGCAGGAUCAACGGGGUGGGGGAGGGGCACUUCAGCACGCUGUCUGUACUCUGGAUCAUGCCGUAGACUGUUACGUUGUCGUUGUUGCUAUAUCCAACUUUUUCAACAAUUACAAUCAAAAUUAAAAUGAAGAACGAAGACCACUUUUAUACCAAACCGUUUUGUGAAGUUUGUGUAAUUUCAUGUGGAAUAUCAUUCAGUUCAGUUCAUCCUCAGAGAGGUAACACCAGCGUCUCCGCAUGUUUCUGUCCAGCAUGGUUGAACGGAGCUCGAAUAUAAAUAUGAAUAGAGAAAGGCACUACUAAAGAACUAAUGUGUGGACAAAGAAGUCAAAAGAUAUAUUUGAAGAAUUUUUUCGAACAUACAUUUUUGUUACGUUAAAAGGCUACAAUGUUAUUUGGCUAUUGUUGCCUGUCUUGUAAAGUGUACGUAGAUUUUAUUUAAGACAUUUAAGGCUCUGUGUUUUCAAAAAUAUAUUAACCAUUUGCAACAAUCUUGAAUCGCAAUGUAAGGUGACAAAAAAACGAGACGCAAAAGAAAGGACAUAUUGCUCUUUUAAACUGAAUGAUGUUUUUCCCAUGCUCCUUGAAAAUAUAUCAGUUUUGUCCCUCUGUGUUUCUUGGUAAAAUCUUAAUAAUUUUUUAAAAACUG